This is a messenger RNA of Drosophila subobscura, 2551 nucleotides long. Its product is annotated as hexosaminidase D. Bases 163 to 2298 code for a protein of 711 amino acids. Gene Ontology annotation, molecular function: hexosaminidase activity. Lineage: Eukaryota; Metazoa; Arthropoda; Insecta; Diptera; Drosophilidae. The record is from RefSeq and is a predicted model, not a curated record. The transcript has 3 exons.
CAACUGCAACUGUCCGUGGAAGCUGUGCGUGGUGCGGCGCCUUAAGUUCCCUCAACCUCAACUAUCGAGCUGCAAUUUCGCAUUUCUCGUGCUCUGCGACACGCGACUUCUACUAUAAAUUCGCCAUGCAGUUAAUUGCAGUGUGACGAUACGGCCUAAACAAUGCACUCGAAUCUGUGGAUAUUUAUUUGCCGCCGCAAACUCUCCUUUCUGCUGCUAGUCUCUGGCAUUGUGCUGCUGGGUCUCUGGACAUGGGCCAUACUCAUUGAUACCACAGAGACGCCAGCGUCACUGUCGAUUCCCUCAGCCAAUGCUGAGGCCAGAGAACGCCAACAGCAGCAGCAGCAGCAGGCCACAGGAUACCAGCAGAUUCACAUCAUCCAGAAGCUAAUUGCACAGGCCAAUCGAGUGCUCCGUGCCGAUCGCCUCAAGGACAACGCUGCGGGGGAAAAGUCUCCCACUGUGCAGCGUGUGGGCAACGUGAGAUUUCUGCGUCCCACCCAAGCCAAGAAGGCGCCACUACCGCUAGCCGAGAGUUACCUCUUCGAGCAGGAGCGUCUGAAGAUACUCGAACAGCAGCAGCGACAACGCAACGCCGGCAUGGAGGAGCUGAAUGCCAAUGCAGAGGAUGAGCGGAUGCUCAGCUCCGCGGAACGCCAAACCCAAUACGAGCACGAACUGCAGCGCAUGGGUGUGCCCGUGGUGGCGGGCAUUGGGCCGGACGGACCGCGUGCACCCAACGAACGGCUGGUCCACUUGGACCUCAAGGGUGCACCGCCCAAGCUGAGCUUUCUGAAGCAGCUGCUGCCCAUGCUGCGGGCGCUGGGUGCCACGGGCUUGCUCAUCGAAUACGAGGAUAUGUUUCCCUUUACAGGCGCCCUACAGCCGCUGGCCGCACACAAUGCCUACAAGGCGGAUGAGCUGAGGGACUUUCUGGAAUGCGCUGCCCUGCAUGGCCUGAGUGUGAUGCCGCUGCUGCAGACCUUUGGCCACUUGGAGUACGUGCUCAAGCUGGAGGGCUUCGAGCAGCUGCGCGAGCUGCCCGAGAGUCCGCAAUCCCUUUGCCCCAGUCAGCCGCAGAGCAUGGCGCUGCUGGAGCAGAUGCUCACCCAGGUGAUCGAGUUGCAUUUGCAGUGCAUUGGCAAGGCCACAGCCUCCGCGGCGCCCACACUGCCCAUCAAGUUCACGCACAUUCACAUCGGCUGCGACGAGGUGCAGCGCAUGGGCGAGUGUCAGGCCUGCCGUCAGCGACUGCGCAGCGAGCUCUUCCUCUCGCAUGUCGUGAGUCUGGCGCACUUUGUGCGUCGCCACUGGCCACAGCUGGGCGUGGUCAUCUGGGACGAUCAGCUGCGAUCCAUGUCACUGGGUGAGCUGCAGCAGUCGCAGAUUGGCAGCUACGUGGAGCCCAUGGUGUGGGUGUAUGCCAGCGACAUCUACAGGUUCAUCCCACCCCAGCUGUGGGACACUUAUGCCAAGAUCUUUCCCAGCGCCUGGGUGGCCUCUGCCUACAAGGGUGCGUUCGGGGAGAGCCUGCUGGUGCCGCCGCUGCAGCAUCAUCUGGAGAACAACAUCCGCUGGCUGGCGGUCAUUGCCAAGGAGGGCGGACGCUUUGCCAAGGGACUCCGCGGCGUGGCACUGACUGGCUGGCAGCGUUACGAUCACUUUGCGGUGCUCUGCGAACUGCUGCCCGUGGGAAUGCCCAGCCUGAUGACAUCGCUGUCGACCGUCGCCAAGGGUUACUUCAGCACCAAUCCGCGGGACAACGAACUGCUGCGUGUGCUGCAAUGCGUCUUUCAGCCGGACAGCCGUCGAUCGGGUCGUCCCUGGCUGGAACUCCAUCCCAAUGCACAUCACAGCCAACUCUUUGCCGUUUGCAACUAUCCCGGCCACAUGGUGCACAAGUUUGCUCUCCGUUUGUACGACAAACUGGCCGAGGUGGGGCUGUAUCUACAGCAAACGCGCGAGCAGAGCGCCUGGCUGUCCGACUACAAUGUGCGGCAUAACUUUAGCUCGCCGCUGCGGGUGCACGAGCUGGCGGCACGCACUCCGCUGCUGAUUGACGAGCUGCGUGGCAUGGCGCGCGAGGCGCAGCAGCUGCUCUGGGAGAUCUACGAUGAGUACACGGUGGCCGAGUUUGUGGAGCAACACAUCUAUCCAACCAUCGAGUCGUUGCAGCGACAGCUGGCCAGCGGUGCGUCACUGCUGCAGCGUCGCACCUGGCCACAACGACCGCUGCCGUUGACCCUCAAGUUGCAGGAGGAAAUGGGCUUGAUCACGGAUCACCAGCAGCCGCACUGAACCCACACCGUGAUACACCAAUGUAUAGUGAUGGCGUUCGAAACGCCCCAAGAGCCCCAAGCCGUGGAUAAUAAGCGAUAAUUCGAAUGUUAACAGCGCUGCAGCAGGCAUUUCUCUUUCUACAUCUGUGCGUGCGAGUACGAGUCUAUCUAUAACUAUAAUUAACAGCAUCAAAUGUUCAUUUUUUCUAGACUACUUUGUAAGCCAAAGCUCAAUUAUACAACUAAAAGAUCUAAAUUAAUCAUAUGAUAAU